Messenger RNA from Trichosporon asahii var. asahii CBS 2479, 549 nucleotides. RefSeq lists its product as uncharacterized. The record is from RefSeq and is a predicted model, not a curated record. The transcript is spliced from 3 exons. The coding region runs from base 1 to 549 and encodes 182 amino acids. Gene Ontology annotation, biological process: rRNA processing. Gene Ontology annotation, molecular function: snoRNA binding; rRNA binding; structural constituent of ribosome. Gene Ontology annotation, cellular component: small-subunit processome; Mpp10 complex; small ribosomal subunit. Lineage: Eukaryota; Fungi; Basidiomycota; Tremellomycetes; Trichosporonales; Trichosporonaceae.
AUGCGUCAACUCAAGCAUCACGAGAAGAAGCUCCUCAAGAAGGUCGACUUCCUGAACUGGAAGCAGGAUGCGUCUCAACGCGAGAUCCGUGUGAUGCACAAGUAUCACAUCCAGGAUCGUGAAGAUUACCACAAGUACAACAAGAUCUGUGGCAACCUGCGGUCGCUGAUCCACCGCAUCUCGCUUCUGCCGGCCAACGACCCGUACCGACAGAAGAAAGAGGCGGAGAUGCUGGACAAGCUCUACGAUAUGGGGAUCCUUGACGUCGGAGCCAAGCCGUCGGACAUUGAGAACAAGGUGACCGUGUCCUCGAUUGCUCGCCGACGUCUGGCGGUUGUCGCUACGAGGCUCAAGAUGGCGGAAAGCGUUUCGGAUGCGGUCAGGACCAUCGAGCAGGGACAUAUCCGCGUCGGGCCUUCUCCGGUCACCGACCCCGCCAUGCUGAUCACCCGCCACAUGGAGGACUUUGUCACCUGGGUCGACACGAGUGCUCGCAAGCGUACUAUUAUGAAGUACAACGACGAGCUCGACGACUUUGACCUCAUGUAG